AUGUCAUGGCUAUUAAUGUUAUUUGCAGAGAAGCUUCCAUUAGUGUUAAGGAAAACCUUAUCUCCAAAUAAAAGCCAAUAUCAUCCUGUGGUCCAGCAAAUUUCUUCGGUCAUAUCGCUAUUGCAUUUAGCUCUCUUCUACUUUGAUGGAAAGUAUCUCAAGCCAUAUCAAAGACUCUUGUCCAUCACAUACAAAUCUGCUGUCGCUUCAGAUUCCAAUAUAAAUCCAAAUGAGACGCCAAAUGAUCAGCCUGGAACAGGCUAUGAGGUUUUGGGUUUAAUUACAGCACUUCAAGCUUUGUGUAGGAUAUUUUUAUCGGCCCCAAAUUGGGCUAAAAAUAUUCUGGAUACUACAGAGGACAUUAACAUGCCGAUGGAAGCUUCCGCCUCCCAUGAUUCGCUGAAACCAGCUUCGGAACGAAAACCAAAGUGUUUGGUUUGCUUUGAGGAAGCCUACCAUGGAGAUCCCAUUCUUGGCCCAUGUGGCCAUAUCAUAUGCUGGACUUGCAUGGUCAAAUGCCUUUCAACGCUUGAUGUUAAAGCAGACUUCCCUUGCCCCUUGUGUCGAUUUUCUGGAUGGAAUAUUUCCAAUAUUUUUCCUCCCCAGGGAACAGCAUAUCCCCAAAUGGGGACAUUUGAUCAGAAAAUAGAGAUGGAGGCAUUUGAUGAGAAAAUAGAGAUGGAGAAUUCGAUCGUACUUACCUAUCAAGCAAUACUUCUUCGUCAAAAACUAGAAAAUACACAUCUAAUAGACAUAGCGCUUGAUUUGAAACAAUUGCCUACCCAAACUACGUUGCUCGAAAGCCUCAAGAAAAUAAGGAGACUCAACAUGUCAAGAGAAACUUUUCAGAAGGAAAUUUCAUCUAAAAUAGCUGAAAUAGAGAAGGCAUACUCCUUAAUAAAUGAAGACCCCGUUGAUCUUAGAGAAGAAGAUGAGGCGCUUUUUCUGCUUGAGGAAACAAUCAAAAAUAGAAAAAUGGAACUCGAGAAGCUAACUGAAAAGCAAAAUCUUACAGACCAAAAAAUACAAGGGCUUGCAGCAUGUUGUGAUACAGCUGCCAUUAGUGAGGUUCAGAAGCUAACUAUCAAAAUGGAACAAGAGAGACAUAAACAAGAAAUUCUUUGCGAGAUUGAAAAGUAUGAAGAAAAAUGGCUGGCAGAAAAUCAAAUUUUAUACAAAAUUAUAAAGCUGCGAGAGGAUCGAAUAAAGACUAUCAUAGAUAAUGACUGUUCUUUCUCCACAGACCUCGAGUUAUCUCAGCUAAACUAUUUAAAAACUAUGCUAUACGAAGACAUGAAAGAUGACGAGCAACUGGUAAAGAAGCUAUAUACGGAAGUACAAGAAAUUGAGGAUGAAUGCGAAAAGGAUCUUUUGGAAAAAAUCAAUCUUUUCAAAAUCAAAGAAAAUGAAGAAUUCUGCCUUCUAUUAAGUCACAAAGGAAACAUCCAGCGCGAAUUGGAAGAAUUGGAAAGUCAGCACAAAGCAACAAUGCAAAAGAAGGAGGAAAAACAAGCCGAGUAUCAAAGAAAUCACGAUGAAAAAAUACUUCUGCAAAAUCAGAUUGAAAGUGCAAGAAAUAUUAAAUCCUCUGUUUUGGCUUCUUAUGAUGCGAAAAUACUCAAAUGCGAUAGGGAACUUAGACUCCUUGUUGCGGAGGCCAGGAAAUUUCUAAAUGAUUUAGUAAUUGAAGAGACCAAAUUUCAAAUAGGGUUAUUGGAGUUGAAGAAGGAUCGGCAAAAAGUGAUGUGGGAAUUAGCAGGCGCUGGCAAAAACAUAAAGGCUGGAUUGAAAAAAAUAGCCAGCAAUGCCGACUUUUUGCCUGGGCUUUUAGAAUUUCGCAUGAAUCAAAACAGAAACCUAAAGAACGAAAUCGUCUUGAUAAAUGACUUGAGGAUCUUUUUCAAAUAA
Molecule: messenger RNA, 1908 nt
Organism: Mitosporidium daphniae
Lineage: Eukaryota; Fungi; Microsporidia
Exons: 2
Coding region: 1-1908 (635 amino acids)
Biological process (GO): protein import into peroxisome matrix
Cellular component (GO): peroxisomal membrane
Molecular function (GO): zinc ion binding
Source: RefSeq, a predicted model, not a curated record